Molecule: messenger RNA, 1074 nt
Organism: Zymoseptoria tritici IPO323
Lineage: Eukaryota; Fungi; Ascomycota; Dothideomycetes; Mycosphaerellales; Mycosphaerellaceae
Exons: 3
Molecular function (GO): catalytic activity
Source: RefSeq, a predicted model, not a curated record
CGCAACAUAGCUUGCAAUGUAGCACCCGUGUUCCUCGACACAGCACGCACGGUGCAGAAGACGUGCUCUCUGAUUGCUGAGGCGGCGCGUAGUCGGGCUGACUUGGUCGUGUUUCCCGAGACGCACAUUCCUGCAUUUCCAGUCUGGGCCAGCAUCGCAGCACCGAUCGACAACCACAAGUUCUUCAGCCGCCUCGCGCAGGAGAGCCUCCUCAUAGAUGGCAAGGAGAUGAGGACCCUCCAACAAGCGUGUGCACAAAACAAGGUCUUUGCCCACAUCGGCUUCAACGAGCGAUCUCACGCCUCAGUGGGUUGUAUGUGGAAUGCUUCCGUCCUGAUCUCAGAUGAAGGCAAGAUUCUCAACCACCAUCGCAAAAUAGCGCCUACUUUCUUCGAGAAGCUAGUCUGGGCUCCGGGAGAUGGCGCCGGACUCAAAGUCGUGGACACGGAGAGAUGCGGCAAGGUUGGAAGUCUCAUUUGUGGGGAGAACACCAAUCCUCUAGCGCGGUGGACGUUGAUGGCACAAGGCGAGCAGCUGCACAUUAGCACGUGGCCGUCGGUGUGGCCGACUAGACGGGUGGCCAAUGAAGUCAAGUCAGAUGGUGGGAAGCAAUACGACAAUAUCGCGGCGAAUCGGACGAGGAGUGCGGCGCAUUGCUUUGAGGCGAAGUGUUUCGGUGUGUUGUGCUCGGGAUUUAUGGACAAGGAUAUGCGAGAUACGAUCAUAGCGCACAGCCCAUCAGCAGCCGAGACGAUCGACUCGCUAACGCAAGGCGCUUCUCUCUUCCUUGAUCCGACUGGAGCUCAAGUCGGAGAUCAGGUCCAAGGAGAAGAAGGCAUCGCGUACGCAGACCUGGAUCUCAAUGCUUGCAUCGAACCGAAACAGUUCCACGAUGUCGUUGGCGGCUACCAAAGAUUUGAUAUCUUCGACCUCAGGGUAACACGUGAGAGGCAAGGGCCCGCCAACGCUUUUAGGCUCGACAGGAAGCCCGAUCCGGAUAGAAGUACGGAUGCUCAUCAAGAUGGAGAUGUGGGUUUCUUGCCACCCCCAACUGGAUUCCGGCAGAUGGACUAA